Messenger RNA from Bactrocera oleae (olive fruit fly), 1635 nucleotides. Lineage: Eukaryota; Metazoa; Arthropoda; Insecta; Diptera; Tephritidae. The record is from RefSeq and is a predicted model, not a curated record.
UCUUUUAAAUAUUAGUAGACGUUCUUUUGAAAGAAUCCAAUGAAGAGCUUUUUUUUUUUUUUUUUGAUUGCUAGAUACGUAAUUCCAUGUAGAAUGUAAAUGCAAAUAUCGCUAUAUGUAUAUCGAAUCGAAGAUUUAAGGAAUAUAUGUAUGUAAAUCCAAAUGAAUAAACGAAGUAUAUAUUAACAUUGAAUUGAUUUUAUACAAACUUAAUACAUUCUAAUUGCUUUUUUUGUUACCUUUAAAUGUAAAUGAAAUAAAAAUACCAUUUGCUAUAAUAAAGUGUUUUUAUUUGGAAGCGAAAACUAAAAUCAUAUUAAAAUUACGACUAAAAAAAGAUCUAGUUCGCUAAUAAAAUUCGUUAUGUACCUUGUAUAAUAAAGUGUUUCUAUUUGGGAGCCAAGCCUAGAAGAUAUUGGAAUUACUACUUAAAAAAUUAUCCGGUUCGCUAAUAAAAUUCGUCAUCUAUAUCGGGUUUAUAUUUUAUUAAAUUAAAAGAGUUUCAUAUCCCUGAGUUGUCAACUGGUAACUAGUUUUUAAUAUUGCCCACGCGCUGCUUUGUUGAGUGCAAACAGGAGAUAAGGCGUAGAUUGUCGAUAAGGUAGUCAAAUGCAAGUAUCAACAAAAACAUUCCAUCUGUAUAGUUUUGUGUUUUAAUUUUGUGUCUAUCAUUUUUAUAUUUAUUUCUAUAUUUAAUAUCCCACAGUUCGGACAGUUCUUUGGAUAUGCUUUCGGGUUGGUACUGCCGCUCUAUGGCGAAUCAGCAAGCUGCUCAAACCGACGAGACCGAUCCCAAUGUGGACGAUGAUUCUGGUUCAGAUGAUGACAGUCAAGAGCAACAGCAAACACAGUCUGGUAUAGGUAUUGGUAGUGGUAAUGGCGGAGGAAAUAGUUCCGGUGCACCCAAUGCCGUGGAUUAUAAGUCGCAGUACCGGUAUCUUAAACGCAAGCUUAAGUUUCUAAUUUAUGAAAAUGAAUUCUUUCAAGAUGCUCUGCGUUCUAAUCAACGGCGCCUUUUGAAAGUGUCCCGUGAUCGAGCAUUUUUGUUAGAUCGUUUAUUACAGUAUGAGAAACCCGAAAACACGUCCUCGGAAAGUGACGAGACUGAAUCGUCGGAAGACGAAGCUACCAAGGAAGCAAAAAAGCGUAAACUUGAACAAAACACAGUAACUAAUCCCGGCGGUGGUGUAAGUACUGGUUCCACCCGCGGACGCAAAAAGAAAGUGCCACAAGUUCAACCGAGUGAAAAUUCUCAAACACCUAAACCGCAAUCGGUUGACGUUGUUAACCAACACCAUCCAAACACUGAUUUGGAACAAACACAGCAAAUGCAAAUGUCCGCGGCAGAAGUGGAACGACACUUACAGUCUCGACAACAUGUCAUAGAGCUAGUACAAGAUCGUGCACCAGCCACUGUGCCCACAGAAAUGUUCAGCAAUGAACCCUCACUAGAUAGUGAAUCUAAUGACCAUAUGAUGGAUGGUUCUUCUCCUACUCAUGUUGCGGCCGAAGAAUGCGUACAAAUGGAAUACACAAACUAGAAUUUUUUGUCAAAAAAUUCUUUACACUUUAUUAACGUUUAAAAGAAUACUUAAGAUAUUAAUUACAAUUACAUAAUGUUUUAAAUACCUUAAA